Messenger RNA from Eleginops maclovinus (Patagonian blennie), 5145 nucleotides. It is a transcript of the gene gng7, whose product is annotated as guanine nucleotide binding protein (G protein), gamma 7. Bases 439 to 645 code for a protein of 68 amino acids. Gene Ontology annotation, cellular component: heterotrimeric G-protein complex. The transcript is spliced from 5 exons. NCBI's taxonomy places the organism in Eukaryota, Metazoa, Chordata, Actinopteri, Perciformes, Eleginopidae. Gene Ontology annotation, molecular function: G-protein beta-subunit binding. The record is from RefSeq and is a predicted model, not a curated record. Gene Ontology annotation, biological process: G protein-coupled receptor signaling pathway.
UUUUCUCCCUGUGUUUAUUAAAUGUAACGCGUCUGUGUGCCUCUUCAACCCCUGCUUUUCGUCACCGAGGGCGGCUGCAGCUGAGAGGGGCUUCAUCAGUGUCACGAAUCCGGUUUUCCCCAGCCCUUUGCCGGCAGAGAGGGUGGGGAGGACCGGGUACAGGCAUUCGCCAGAGCAGAAAGUUUGAGAAAUCAACAGGCUAAAUAAAACAAGGCACUCGACAAAAUGACUAAGGCAAAGCAUCAUUCUGAAAUGUUGCCACCUGUGCCUUGGACAAGCCAAUGUGAGCUCAUCUGCAGUCCAGUUUUGACUUGGCAAUUGUUUUGUGGUCGUUUCUGCACCGCUAAAAUCUCCAUCAAGUCACGUUUGUGUUUGGAGAGUCCUGUCUGCCACCAUCAGCCAGUUUUCUCCUGUGGUGUUGUAUUCUGAUGGAUCAGUAUGUCUACCACUAAUAAUAUCGCCCAGGCCAGGAAACUGGUGGAACAGCUGAGAAUUGAGGCAGGGAUCGAACGCAUUAAGGUGUCUAAAGCGGCAGCAGACCUGAUGAGUUACUGUGAGCAGCACGCUCGUAGCGACCCUCUGCUGGUCGGGGUUCCCACCUCCGAAAACCCUUUCAAGGACAAGAAGCCCUGUAUCAUCCUAUAGCCGCCUUCUGACGUCACACACACACACACACACACACACACACACACACACACACACACACACACACACACACACACACACACACACACACACACACACACACACACACACACACACACACACACACACACCCACAACUAUACACUCUAAUGCACAUGUAGGCACACAUAAAUGAACACAUUCAAUACUUAAAAUGAUCCCUACAGUCAUGCAAGUACACACUUCAAGGCCACACACACUCACACAAACACACACAAACACUCCCAAAAGCCACUCUGGAAAAGCGCCAUACCCUGGAGCCACAGCUAGGGGGCAGGUAUCUCGUUCUCGUUGUGGCUGAGAUCAGUAUAUCACUGAGUAUGAUCCAAGGUGCUUUUGGUAAUAUUCAUGUAUGCUGGUAAAUUAACUACAAGUGUCAGCUUAACUUUGAAAGGUAUUUGGACGUUAUUUAUCAGUAGGAAAACAAGAUUUAUUUCCUUCUUUUGUCAAAAAAUGAGGGGUUGUUUAAAGGAUGGACUGCAUUGCCAUAGGCGAGGAGUGGGAGGAUGUAUGUGGGCAACAGGAAUUGAUGGUUGGCACUCUGGCCGACCGUACCAAAAACAACCUGGUGUCACAUUAAAUGCUCAAUAAGAGCUUUUUUGCGUGGGAGUUAAAACAGGUCUGAGAGCUUUGCCUACAAACCUAUUGUGCUAAAUCAUGGCGGGUAAUUUUGGAGCAAGUGGCUGAAGCCUUUGCCUUUGUCGAACUAGCAUGUUCCCAUCCAAACCUGUUUCAACAGACCUCUGCCUGUGGCUUCACUGCGGCCGUCUGCAGCCUUUGGUCAAACCUCCAGCUGUGCCAACCUGUACAGAAAGUCGUCCCUAGCUGCUGAUCUGCUGUCACCGGUUCCACUGCGGUUCAAUAUGACGUGACAUCAGAUCUGCAGCUUUGAUGAGAACACAGUUAACUGCUCUACACAGAACUCAAGCUAUUAACCCUGGACGCUUACGGCAUUUUUCUUAAGAAAUACUUGUUUGUGAACUACAUGUAUGUUUUGAUAUUUUGUUGAAGCAUUACUUCACAGAUAAAAUAAUAGUAUAUUUUAAUUAUUGGUUUGCUUUGACAUAGGUGUUGCCCAUGGCUGUUCAAGUUUCUCUUCCUGUUUGAGGUUGAAUGGUACUUUUAAUCACUCAACAGGAGAUCUAGUUGUAAGCCAGGGGUAUCACCUAAGCAAAUAACAAAAGUAUCUAUGUACAACAAGCCUCCCUGUGCUUUACCCCGAGAGAGGGCGAGGUCGCAGACUGACCACACAUUUGAACCAGUCUGCAAGGACUGCAUGGCUGGAGGGGAAAAAACCCAAACUGAAAAAGUGUUAUUGAUGCUGUCUUAAAAACUUUAGAUGAACCAUUCCCUUCCCUGCCUUCUUCGCUUAUGUUUGAUUGUUUAAAUUGGCAGUUUUUUAUAAUGUUAAGGGCAAGAAAAGAAGAGAUAUAUAUUGCAUAGUGAAAAGAUGGAGGUGUUGGCUUUGUUUGCAUCUACAGAGGAACGGGGUACCAUUAUAUAUGCUGACAUAAUACAACCUGGCUUAACCAGUCUGUAGAGUUUGCAGUCUGAGAGUUUUGGCUCAAACUGGUCUGACUGGGUCGGUAAGAGCCAGCAGUCGCCACGCGGUUUCCUCUGUCCUUCUCUCCUCCACAAUGCUCCUCUCUCUGACAAACCAAACUUGAUUGUAAAAGCUGAAGUAAGUGGGAAAAAAAUGAAGUAAAGAGAAACAAACUAACUGUAUAAACUUUAUUUCAGACAUGUGCAGAAGUGAUAAGUUGAAGAGUAGCUGUUUUGGGUUUAUUUUUGAGUUUCUUCUUUCUAUGGAGUCCAUGGAACCUGGUGAGUUGAGUAGUACCCUGUACAGUGUUUGUAAGAUACAAAACCUAGACACAGAACCUCCCUGUCUGGAUGUUGGAUUUUUUUAGUACUACUUUCUCUGUGUCAGCAUCAUAUCUUCAUUUCUUCUUUUUUUGAAUUCAAGAUUAAGAGGCUUGUGAUAGUGGAGGAAGGUUUGAACCACAGAUACAAAUACAAACAUCUGAUAGAAACAAAACAACUGUUAGGUUUAUUUUGUAUCCCGUUAGAGGAUGAAUCAACAUCAGACCUCUUUACAGUGGCAAAAACCAACCUCCUGGACUAUCCUUUAACACCAGAGCAGCAGCGUUUUUCUCAAGCGUUGUUUAUGGUCGGCCAAAGGCAACUUGGACAACACACACACAUGCACAUAACCCACUUUGUAGCUGUUGUUUUUUAGGUUUGAUUUGAAGGUUAAAGGAGCACUAAAUGAAAGGAGCUGCUUUUGUUGAUUGAUCCCUGAAAAAAAGGGGCGCUUUGUGCAAUCAUAUUUAUAUUGGGGCAUUUAGCGGAGGCUUUUAUCAGCAGUAGUGUACUGUGGCAUGCGGACAGGACUUAAGACUGCUGAUGAGCCUCAGGGGAGUUGAACCGACUGCUUUUCUGCUUUUUAAAUCAUAAGGUCAAUAUGCCACCUGCUGAGUUUUUUUUUAGAAGUGGUACGAAAGGUUGAGUAGUUGUUUGUGUGCAGAGACAAAGCAGGCAGUCCACAUGGGACACAUUUUUUAAAAAAGGCUCCUCUUUUUAAGCAUUUUGCGACAGAUUCAAAUUAUUAUGAGGUACCCUUGACAAAUCUUUGAUUGUGUUUUUAAAGGAAUAGUUUGACAUUUUGGGAAGUACACUUAUUUUUAAAUUCACCCACUGUAGUCUCACAAUGUAAAUGAUUUACCUCUUAUCUGUUAUACCCUUAAAGUGAUAUCAUGUGUCCCAUCCAACUCUCAGCAAGAAAACAAACGAGUGUGUUCACUUAAAUGUGAAAAGUUUCUCUUUAAAAUCACUACAACUACUUAAAUGUGGGUCGUUGCUACUCUUUGGUGGUGAAAAGGGAUGAUUUAGCAGAGCAUAAAGACAUAGAAGAGAAAAAAAGAGUUGAGCGCAUUUGAACAGAGACACACAGUGCGUAAGAAGGCACAGUAUCUCCACGGCUGUGCUGAGUCACACAUACUAAUGUUACUGUCCCUCAGCCAUCCAAUCACAGGUCAGGGUGAGUCUGACCCGUGCAGAGGACACGUUGUGCAACACAUAUGGCCUCCUCUCACUCUCGCUAGUGUGCUCAACCUUAAGAAGAGUAAAGAAGGGUUCUGUAAGAAUAUAAAAUAAUUGGAAGCUAUUUUUAAUGUGAUGACCAAUAAUUACCAAAAACAACCCAGAAAUCAACAAAUUAGCUUAGCUCUUUAUGCCUCAUGUUGCUAUAAAUUGCAGCUUGUUUUCCCCACUCAUUAAAGCCACUAAAGCCACUCCAAUGUUUCUCUGCUUAAAAUAAAGCUGAAGCUGGCAGCAAGUUGGCUUAGCUUGAAGACCAGAAGCAAAGGCCUCAGUAAGAGCAAAUCCAGGGCACUGAAGCCAAAUUGACAAAGUGUUGAAUGACAACUUCAGGAUUUUUUUGUGUGAUGCCAUUGGAUAUCCAGAGUUAUAAGCCUCCCUUUUUUCAUUGGAGCAGGGUUAAAAGGAAACACUGGUACGCUUGCUUUAUGGGCUUUUAGUGUUUACUUACUGUCUGUCUGCUGAUUUUGAAUGGUAUUUCCCAAGAGGUUAAACCAUACCUUUAAAUUAGAUAUGUCCCUUUAUCUAGGGUUAAUUGUAGAGUUGUUCAAUUUGAUUUAAUCUAAUAUAAAUGGACAUUUAUUUGAAUGAAAACACAACAACCAGCUGCAGAAAUAUGAUAACUGUACAAACAGAAACCUGACUUGAGUGACAGAUAGGUUUAUGUUCAGGAAAUGAAACGCAGUUGCCAUUAAUGUAUUUGUGAGAUGCAGCUAAUUUCAAAUAGAAUCACACAACAUUAAACAAGCACGCACACAUAUCAGCUCACACACAUACAAACACUGAUGUUGUCCUGGAUAUGUCUGAAAGAUGCUAUUUUUUAUCAUUAUUGUUAUUUCAAUCAUUUCAUGGCUGGUUGGGCUUAAAAUCAGAGAGACAGCCAGCUUAAAUUGUUGGUUUGGCUGACAACUUGUCUGAUUGGUUGGUUGUUAGUUUGCCUUAUAGUGGGGUAUAUUGUGUCAAUGCUGGUCUUGGGGUUAUCAGAUCAACAGAAUGAACAGUGUUAAAGUAGAACAUGAAGCUUGAGUUGGAAAUCACCUGGUGUUGUGACUCAAAGCAAGCCAGUUGGGGAGAGUUGAGGCUCCUCACUGGCGGACUACGAAAUCAAACAUCGCUGAAUCCGCUCUGAGCCCUAUCCGCGACUCGUCUUUUGUGUUCUGAUCUCCUGUGUAUGCAUACAGUAUAUGUAUCUUUUUGCCUUGAUUGAUUAUGAAGAAAAUAUAUCUAUUUUUUGUAACUGUUCUCUGAUGUGCCAUAACUCAUGUUUUUUCUUGCACACUGUUAAUAUUUUGUGGAUAUUGCUGUUAAAAAAAGAUGAUAUUAAAAAGUAGAUAACAUUAAUAAAAAGAUGAUAUAAUAACA